Cyprinus carpio (common carp) is the source of this 3419-nucleotide messenger RNA. Its product is annotated as PHD finger protein 13-like. NCBI's taxonomy places the organism in Eukaryota, Metazoa, Chordata, Actinopteri, Cypriniformes, Cyprinidae. Gene Ontology annotation, biological process: mitotic chromosome condensation. The coding region runs from base 369 to 1340 and encodes 323 amino acids. The record is from RefSeq and is a predicted model, not a curated record. The transcript has 5 exons. Gene Ontology annotation, molecular function: chromatin binding.
AAAUGGACAACAGCUCGACGACUUGUCCGUUUGACACACAGGGCUACAGUUCAACAUUUAAGCGGAAACGGACAGUGGAAGAUUUCAACAAGUUCUGCACUUUUGUGCUCGCAUAUGCCGGUUAUAUUCCUUAUCCACAGGAGAAAGUGCUGUCAGAGUUGCAGGGUGAAGUGGCCUUGCUUUCCUCAAGAUCGCUCAACGAUCUGACACUUCGACCUCCAGAGGUUCCUAUCCUUGGCAGUGGUGUAGCACUGGGUGUUCCAUGGGAUUUUUUCUUUUUUUUUCUUUUUUGGUGGCACACCUCUUAUGAGCUGCUUUGCUGCUGAUGCUCUUGUUUGAUUCACAGAAAUGGUGGUGGCUCUUAUGUCAUGGCCGCUGAGAGACAGCCCCCCUCCAAAAAAACCUCAGCCCUCCCUCCCAGGGAGGCGCACAUGAGGAACAGCUCUAGUCCUCCCAACAGCACCGGGAGCACUGCAGACAGCGACGGAUGGGAGAACCAGAGGCUGGGCUGCGGCCUCUCGUCUCCGGAUGAGCCCCCACCCAAAAACCGCAAGAGCUUUGCUGGAUUCAAGAGACCAGUGAGCGAGGAUUCCAAGCCUCAGAAGCGUCCGAAAUCAGCAGGUCUUCUUCUGGAGGGUCGAACAAAGGGAGAUAAAGUGAAAAAGAAAAAGAAGAAGCUGAGGAAAAGCAAGGAUGAGGAAUUGAGAUCUUUCGCCCCAUUUUCUCCUCCCUGUGCUGAAGGUGAGAUUUCUAAUUAUGGAUUUACUAUCAAAGAAGAACCGGAAGAUUACCUCAGCAUCCCUGUACCCACUGACGGCAUGGGUAGCAAACAACCUAUGAGCACUGGCACAAGUUCAAAACCUGCCUUGAGUUCACCGGGUACUGCAAUGUGCAAAGAGGAGUCGGAUGUUGGCCGUCCUUGCUGGAACGGUUCUAAAAGUUCAAGACCAAAGUCAGAGGAUGUCGAGAAACCCUUAAAACCUGAAGAAGAGGCAGUAGUCUUGAAGGUGGAAGGUUUUUCUGGUAAAAGGACUGUGGUCCGUCAGGGGAAACAGGUGGUGUUUAGAGAUGAGGAUGGAUCGGGGGAUGAUGAGGACAUCAUGGUGGAUUCAGAUGAUGACUCCUGGGACCUAGUGACAUGUUUCUGCAUGAAGCCGUUUGCCGGGAGGGCGAUGAUCGAAUGCAACCAGUGCAACACCUGGAUCCACCUCUCAUGUGCCAAAAUCCGCAAGUCCAACGUCCCCGAGACGUACAUCUGCCAGAGGUGCAAAGACUCAAAGUUUGACAUUCGCCGCUCCAAUCGCUCACGAGUGGGCUCUCGAAAACACCUCCUCGACUGAUGCCGCUCUUCUCGUUCUGCCCAUCCACAUGUACAGAAACUCGUAAAAUUGUCUUCUUGAAGACAAGACUCAUUGAGUUCAGAGGAAGGGCUCAGUGACCUGCUUGCAUCACAUUUUUUGUUCGUGUUUUUAAUAUUUCUCACUUUCCUAAAUGUUUGCGUCAGGCAAUCAAUACUAGGAUGAUGCAUUAACUGGAGCAGAUUUCUGCGGGACAGACGGACGGUUGGAGUUGUGAUGGCACGCAGCUAAAGGUUAUACACAAUCAGAGUUGUGCUAGAAAAAAGGGACUGGGGUGUCGGAUUGCACUUUUUUAAGAACAAAGGGGUAGCUAGAGACUCCCUUUUGUACACAAAAGUAUGCCUAUUUGUCAAAGUAUGUAUAUUAUGUGAAAUAACCAUAAGAUAUUAGUGUUCAAGGUGUUUAGACUCAUCAUUUUGUGUGGAUCUUUUCAGAGACCCCCAAAUGUGUAUGAGCGAAAGAGUUCUGAUUGUUGGAUAAUGUUGAACAAAGUUUUCAUCAGCAAUCACUGAUGAUUUCGAGUGAAAUAUCAGAAAUGGUUUUUGCUACAUUGUGGUAUUUCUUUUUUUUUUUUUGCUAACAAAUUGGUGAUAACUAGAGACUAUAUGUGUCAUUUCUUUUUCUUGAUUUAGGAAUUCUGAUAAUUUCUGCAUUUUCUGUUCUUCAUUGAACAAGAAACUUUUUGUUUGCAUGUUGUAAUGUUUUAAUGAUAUUUUUGUCAUGCCUAUCCCCAAAGUAGAUGUUUAAUAUUUUAAUUAUGUAAAUUAUGUGAUAGUUGUUACAGGUUAGGGAAGGGAUGGACAACCUUACUGGGUGAAUCUCAGAAUCUCACAAAAAACAUAUCCAGGUCACAUUUCACCCCAACAUUCAUAAAUUAUUUAGUUAAUAUAGUAUAAUUAAAAAAAUAUAUAUAACUAGCUCGCUCUCUCCAUUCUCAGUGGUGGUUAUAUUUAUAUUGUCAUUAAUGUAAGAACGAAGUUAGCAUUUUCUGUUUUGUCAUGAAAAUAGUAACAAUGCAAAUUUUGUGGUAAAAUAUUUCUUGGCCAUGUUCUUGUCAGGUUUUUUGAGAUUCACUGUACUGCCAAAGGGGAACUUUUUUUUUUUUUUCUGCAUAUGCUGAAAUGCCAUGGCUUACUUAGUUGUAGUCAUAUUUGCAUUCAAAACACUGUACUAGUAUUAUUUGGUCUUCAAAACUUGUUGGCGGAGCCUGUAUUCAGAGGAAUCAUUCAUAAGGGUGUAGUUCUUGUUAACCCCUGUGACCAGUUUAACAUUGUUAAUAAUCGAUGAAUCUGGUUUUCAUGUUCAUAGGCAUGGUCAGAAAAAAAAAUGUGUGAUUGUGUCCUAUCAGCUGGUCCAUUUCAAUCACAAAAAGCAUUAGUUUGUUUCUUGGUGACAUUUUGUACAGUAUUUUUUUUUUAUGUGAGUUUGUUUUCAUCUUCAGAAUGUACUGUUCUGAUAGAUGAGAUAAACACUGCAGGGAAGAUAAAUAAUUUGGAACCUUAAAUAUGACUAUUCAGUAUAUGUUAGCUAUUAAUAGUCUGCAUGCCUGACCAUAAAACUUUUAACAUUUUUAGAUUAAGCCAUAAAAGUUUGGUCCAUAUAUCAAAAGGAUUCCCUUUAGUCUUUGAUGUUUUUUUUUUCUUUCAUAUAAAAAUAAGACCAGUAUGUUGAUAGUUCAUGAAAAUAACUGAUAAUUUCUAAAAUGAUCCUAGUCUUAUUGUCUGAUGAGUCAAUGGACAGUCUCCACAGUGUGCACAUCAAAACUGGAUAUCCUUAAACUCUUACUUUGGAAACAUUUUGUCUUCCUCUCAAAGGACAUUUAGGGAAGAUGCCAUUUGUAGGCCUUUAUUGAGCAAGCUAGUGUUUCAUUGUUUUGUGGAAAAAAGUGUCACUUGUAAAUUGAAUUGCUUAUGUUGAUGCUUUCUUUUUAAAACCAUUUAUCAAGGGAUCAUGGAGGGUGGUUCUGUACAUUUUUGUUACGCUGAGUCCAAUGAAAAGAAAGAGUGAUGUUUCUGUGAAACUUGUAAACCGUUGUUAAUAAAGAGAUGAUUUUAAUGACAA